Penicillium cataractarum is the source of this 939-nucleotide messenger RNA. RefSeq names its product cysteine hydrolase family protein. Bases 1 to 939 code for a protein of 312 amino acids. The record is from RefSeq and is a predicted model, not a curated record. Lineage: Eukaryota; Fungi; Ascomycota; Eurotiomycetes; Eurotiales; Aspergillaceae. The transcript has a single exon.
AUGGCGCCUACAAAAAGAAUCGGGAAAGACUCAACGAACUUCUGGAUCUACGAGCCCGACAGCGGCACCAUCGAUCUCUCCCGCGGAUCGCGCUCAAAGCAGCUUAUCAACCUCGAAACAACAACACAGACGACCCAGAUUGAUACAGAGAAGAGCGCACUAUUGCUCAUUGAUCUGCAAAAUUUCUUUUUAAACCCAGCUGUGCGACCACGAGUCGGAGACAAGCCUACCCCUGCAGAAGCAGCUACGCGGGCGCUCCUUAGCGCAGGAAUUCCAGCUGCUCGGCAUCACGGCAUACGAGUUAUCUGGCUCUGCUGGGGCUUGACGGAGGAUGAUCUGAUAAGUAUGCCACCAGCGGCUAUCCGCAGCUUCGGUUGUUACGAGACUUCUCCAGCCGGGAAAAAUCAUGUUGGAGAGAAACGCCUUCUCCCAUCAGCACCGAACAUGAUUCGAACCAAGAACCCCGCACUCUACAAGGGCCUCGGAGUAGACCUCGGGAGUGUGGAGCUUAGUGAUAACAACAGGGUUCCAGGAGGCCGAGUUCUCAUGCGUGAUUCCUGGAACGCUGCACUUUUCGAUCCCUUCAACGAGGAGUACAAUUCCAGCCAGGAUAUGCCCCACGAUAACGCGCGAUCAAAGCCCGACGUUCUAUUUCAUAAGAACCGCAUGUCUGGGCUAUGGGGAUCUGGCUCGGAACUGGAGAGCUUCCUGCAACAAGAGGGGAUAACUACGCUUCUUUUUGGUGGGGUAAAUACCGAUCAAUGCGUUGGAAGCACGUUGACCGAUGCGUUCAGCAAAGGCUACGAUUGUAUUCUAUUGCGGGAUGGAGUUGGAACGAGCACGCCCUUUGGUGCGAGUGAGGUUUGGGAAUGGAACGUCAUGAAUUGUUGGGGAUUUGUUUCCACCUGUGACGCUUUGAAGAAUGCGUCGACAUAUUAG